Messenger RNA from Lodderomyces beijingensis, 792 nucleotides. The record is from the annotation of a GenBank genome assembly. NCBI's taxonomy places the organism in Eukaryota, Fungi, Ascomycota, Pichiomycetes, Serinales, Debaryomycetaceae.
AUGAACCAUAUGGACUCAUCAUCAACAUCCAUUACCAUCAUUAUCGUCAUAGCUCUAUUCCUAGCCGCGCUAAUCCAAACCCACCAGCUGGAACCACACAUAACCGAAACCAAAAACGGAGAAAUCAUCCAUGCAUACACAUUCCCCAACGAAUCGCAACUUUUCGCAUCUCAACUAUGGCUCAACCUCACAAACACAGCAAGCUCCUCCUCCAAUCAUGACGUAACAAUCACCAUCCAUCUAAAUUCAACCAACACCACCAUGAUACAAGUGCCGCACCAACAACCCCUCGAAUUCGAAGAGUUUGACCCACAAGUCCACACGCAAACGAUCAUCCCGUGGCGCGUCCCAGUUUCGGGUUGCUUGCGAAUGAGGCAGGACACAUGUGCACUCACCCACAUCGAAGCGCAAGAACUCACCUUGUUGGUUCCCUCAGGGAUCAAAACGGGAAUCAACGUGUUGAUAUUUACGUUUGGGUUCGAUUUCGGGUUGAAUGCCCUCGGUGGAAGCACGGGCACCUCGGACAUUGUCGUAUGUCGCAGUGAAGUUGAUGAGAUUAUCCAGAUUCAGAAAAAUGUGCGAGUGGUGCUGUUCCCUGAUGCGCGCGCUCGACGCAUCGUGUGGGAUGAUCGUGCUGGUGGCUUUUUGGUGCUGGGUGCGUGGGAGAGAUUGGUUACGUUUAGAAUGAGUCCCGGGCUAGGUUUGUUCUUUUUCAACUUGAACGAAAUCAAACAUGUCAAGCCUAUUUGCGAGAGUCGGCUGGAGUUCUUGAGGUGUCAAGUACUUCGAUAA